Engraulis encrasicolus (European anchovy) is the source of this 3141-nucleotide messenger RNA. RefSeq names its product proline-rich transmembrane protein 3. The record is from RefSeq and is a predicted model, not a curated record. The transcript is spliced from 2 exons. Lineage: Eukaryota; Metazoa; Chordata; Actinopteri; Clupeiformes; Engraulidae. Bases 1 to 2649 code for a protein of 882 amino acids.
AUGGAUUUUUUACUUACUGUAGGUGCUGACAGAGAACCCAGAGAGGAGUCUACUACUGGGGUCCAGUCAGGGGGAAACCCUCAAGGUCCAGCUGAUGAUGCUAACGCUAACACCAAGUCUAGCACUGCCAGCCUCCUACCUCACACUCCCCAAUCCUCCAGGCCCAGCACCAAGCAGCCUGGGGCCGAGAGCACAACCCCCAGCCCUGGAGCCACCACUACCACCACCACCACCACCACCACUACCACCACAACAGCACCAACUACAGGUCAUCUGGCAAUGAAGCCAGACUCCGAAGUACCCAAUGGACCAACAGCCAAAACGAAAACGCACGGCAUAGUUCAGAUCACAUUUCCCAAGGAGACGCCAACCACGAGUAAUGGGAAACAGACUGGGACAGCAGUGAUCUCUUCAUCCAGUCUUACGCCAACCCCUUCUCUACCGAGGCAGACAGAAGUAGUGGCUGCAGUUCCGGAGAGCGAAGAGGAGGAGCAGAAGAGGAGGAACUCCUCCAGGUCUAUGGCUCUCAUCCCUCCUCCUGUGCUCCUCAGCAGCCCCUCUCCUCCUCCUGGAGCAGCGGCAGCCCCCUGCGUGGAGGGAGGCCCCCGGCCUUGUGGAGGAGGGGGAAGAGGAGGAGGAGGACCCUCCAAGAGCCACGAGGUGAUGGACGAGGUGCACGGCCCCAACGCCACCACCCUGCAGUGGGCCGACCUCAGCCGCACGCUCUCCUUCGCCUGGGAGCUCCACGUCUUCGGCUCGGCCUCGCUCUUCCUGCUCCUGGCGGCGGGGGGCGCCCUGGGGCUGCUGCUCUCGCCGGCCACCUGCUGCCCCCUGCGCGGGGCCCUGUUCCUCUCCAACGCCCUCUUGCUGCUGGCCGGCGCGGUGCGGGCCACGCACUUCCUCAUGGACCCCUACGGCUCCCGCGCGCUGCUGCCCAGGGCGGCCGUCACGGCGCUCAUCACCCUGCCCCUGCCCCUCCUGCUCUGGGCCCAGGCGGCUCUGAUGGCCCUGGUGGUGCACGGUGCCGGCCUGGAGCUGGAGCUGGUGCCGCCGGCGCUGCUGCGGCCCCCCCUGCUGGCCGUGCUGGCGAUACUGCAGUGCACCCUGCUGCUGGCGGCGGACAUGCUGUCCCCGGCGCUCUCGCCCGCCGUGCCCAUGGUGCUGCAGAGCCUCACCCUGCUGGCCGGCCUGGCGCUCUGCCUGGGCUUCCUGUGCCUGGCCCUGCCCCGGCUCAUGCGCGCCCAGAGGGCCAAAGCCGCGGGCGGCAGGUGGCUGUGGCGCGCCCUGGGCCGCGUGCUGGCCGUGUGCGCCCUGCUGGGGGCGCUGUGCUGCCUGCUGCACACCCACACCUGCCUGUGGCUGUACGGCAUGCUGGGCGACUGGCGGCUCUUCGGCUGGGGCUGGUGGCUCAACGUCUUCUGGGCGCGGCUGCUGGAGCUGGCCUGGGCCUUCUGUCUUCUUCUGCUGGCCUCUUGGCUCUUCUGGAGGCCCCGGGACGGGUCCGGCGGGGGAGGACUGGCCUCGGGCGCCUCUGGAGGAGGCGUGGGAGGAGUUGGGGGCGCCCGGGCCAGCGUCGGGGAGCUGUCCUCGCCCUGCCAGACCACGGUCAUGCCCCACCCGCACACGUGCUGGGCCAAGAUCGUGCAGAGCCUCACGGGUCGGCCGGCCAGGAAGCCGGAGAACUCCACGGCGUCAGGAGGAGGAGGGGCAUCUGCAGCGACAGCCAAUGGAGCGGGAGUAUCCGGUGGCGGUGGUGGAGGCGGUAAUCUCUCGGCAGCGUCGGGCGGUGAGCUUCCCAACAACUGGGCCGGACAGGAGCGUUCGGGGGCUGACAUCAGCAAGAGCCUGAUCCGCAACCGGGAGCCUAAAGACAGCAACCGCUCCUGGCAGCAGCAGCAGCUGCAACAGCAAGGCUCCACAGGAGCAGCAGUCGGAGGAGCUGGAGGUGGAGGAGGAGGAGGAGGUGCUGGGUCUCUGCUCCGGCUGCAGGCCCUGAACCGCACCCCCGGCGGACGCUCCCUCAGCUCCUCGCUGGACAGUCGCGGCGGAGGAGGCGCCGGCGACAAGGAGUCAGCCUUGUCCCUCUGCGACUUCGACCUGCUGCGCCCGCCCUCGCCCAUCGACCUGAGCCGCAGCAUCGACGACGCGCUGCACCGCGAGCACCUGCUGCAGGGCACGGACAGCCUCUUCUCCCCGCUCCGUCCCCCCUCGCUCUCCCCGUCGCCGUCCCCCACGCCCUCCCCGGGCCCCUGGCUGCGGCGCAACAGCGACCCCCAGCUGACGCUCACCGACAGCAGCGGCACCAUGCUGACCGAGUCCUCGGCGGGCCUGGAGCGCAUCGUCAACAGCUCGGUGCCCAGCAGGCAGGUGACGGCGCCCCCCACCCCCACGCACCAGGGCCCCCGCUGGGUGGCCGAGCCCCAGGUGCCCUUCUCCCUCUCCUGCCCCGUCUCGCUGCGGCCCUCCUGCAACAGCCUGGACAACCUGACGCCGGCGGGAGGCGAGGACACACGGCCCUUCCUCACCCCCGACCUGGACAGGACGGGCUCGGAGCUGGACAGCUCGGGCGCAGCCGCCGGGAGAGGUUACCUGAAGGUCAAGCGGCAGGACGACUCGGCCAGCGUGAGCAGUGACAUCAUUGACUUGUGAAACGACGGAGUCACGUUUGUUCUACUCCGAGACCCAGCAGUGCUUGCAACCAAAGAUGGCGGAUAUGGCAAGAUAUGGCAAGUGGUGGUGGUUCAUGUCUCUCGGGGGCAACGUAUCCCUUAACCCUCCAGGACACUAGUCUGAUGUACUGGCUGAUUUCAUUUCACUUCGUUGGUUGGUGGAGUGAAAUGAAGUUCAGCAGCAGGACUAUAGGGGGCGGCAACUCCGGCUAACAGGAGGUGGCUCGCCAUGAUGAAUCCUGUGCUGUAUGUCCAUCCACCAUCUACCAUCUCUGUUGCAGCCGUGAAGGCCACGAAGGUCUCGUGGAGAAUAAACUGAAGAACUGAACUGCAUGUUGACAGGCGUGAGACUGCAUGACAAUCAUGUGGUACACUACACACAGGUACACACCCUACAUCUGUUGGGGUUGUGAACAUGCUGAAUAGCCAGUUGUCAGAGAGAGUAUCGCAAACUUGUGUGUGUGUGUGUGUG